Molecule: messenger RNA, 4737 nt
Organism: Centropristis striata (black sea bass)
Lineage: Eukaryota; Metazoa; Chordata; Actinopteri; Perciformes; Serranidae
Gene: ulk2
Product: unc-51 like autophagy activating kinase 2
Exons: 27
Coding region: 1058-4177 (1039 amino acids)
Biological process (GO): axon extension; autophagy; protein autophosphorylation
Cellular component (GO): autophagosome; cytoplasm
Molecular function (GO): protein serine/threonine kinase activity; ATP binding
Source: RefSeq, a predicted model, not a curated record
AUAAUAUAUAAAGCAAGAACAUGGUACUAGCUGUCAGCAUUGUUUAAGUCGUCGUCAAUAGAAUGAGGAAUCGUCUUCGUCAUGACGUCACAGAUCUAUAAAGCCAUUUAAACGGGUACAGUUUAUAUUAGACGGCUAUUGUACAGUAGCUUAGCGUCAGAGUAAAUGUAAUAGAGGGCGAUAGCUGCUAGUGCUAACAGUAAGGUUAGCUGUUAUGUCAGACUCGAGCUCGAAGGAAACAGUGAAGUGUCCUUUAUGUCCUGCGGAUGGAACCAACUCGUCUUUUUAUUGUUUUUAACAGGAGACAAAUAUGACUUGUGGACUGGAAAAUCUAGUCGAAGAUAAUCGAUGACAAGGACAAACGCCUCCAGAUAAACAGCACUUCUGUCUUGCAUCCCUAUUUUUUUUAAUGCUAACAUUGAUUUGUGGAUUAUUUUAUUCAGCAUCACCAAACAAGCUAUUAUUACUAUUUACAUUCUGUUGUUAUUGUUAGCAUGUUUGCAGAGAUCAGCUUUUUUUUGCAGCAGCUAUGACGCUAGGUGUAGUCACAGGAUUAUGUCACUGUUAGGCUAACAGAUAGCUCUGUGUCUGUGUGUGGUUGCUGUUGAUCUUUGCAUGGCCAGGUCCAGCUAGUAUAGGCACCAUGUAGACUGUCCCUCCAAGACAGGUUACUGGGCACACAGUGUGUUAGAUAGAGAGUCUCCUUGGAAAGUAAUGCAAAGCUGGAUUGCAACUAUCCAAAUGGGUCAACGACUGACAGCUGGCACAGAUUCAGUUUAGCUGAGGAUUGUUGGUAGACAUGCUCAAAGCCGUCUGCUCUGUGUGACAUUACAAACAUCCCAACCUAUUUAGAGGGCAUGAGAAUGCAUAAUGUCCUGACUAGCUAUUUAUGCAAGAAACAUCCGAGCAGCCUGUCAUGGAGUAAAAAUCUGCAGUGCAAGAAGCGGCAUCACCAGGACUGAAAGCAUAAUUUCCUCCAGGAUUAUUUUCUGCAGAGAAGAGCAACAUUUAAAGCCCCACCAGAGCCCAGCAGAAGCUGGACCACCAGACCAUCGCAAUGGAGACAGUUGGAGAUUUUGAGUACAGCAGAAAAGACCUAGUUGGACAUGGAGCCUUCGCUGUGGUGUUCAAAGGGAGACACAGAAAGAAGACAGAUUGGGAGGUGGCCAUCAAGAGCAUUAAUAAGAAAAACCUGUCCAAGUCCCAAAUCCUUCUUGGCAAGGAAAUCAAAAUCCUGAAGGAGCUGCAGCAUGAAAACAUUGUUGCACUUUAUGAUGUCCAGGAAACACCCAACUCUGUUUUGCUGGUCAUGGAGUACUGUAACGGAGGUGAUCUUGCCGACUAUCUUCAAGCUAAGGGGACACUGAGGGAAGACACACUGAGGGUUUUCCUGCAGCAGAUUGCUGCUGCCAUGCGUAUCCUCAACAGCAAAGGAAUCAUCCACCGUGACCUGAAACCCCAGAACAUCCUUCUGUCUUAUGCUGGUCGCAAGAAGUCUAACAUCAGUUGCAUCCGCAUCAAAAUAGCUGACUUUGGCUUUGCACGGUACCUCCAGAGCAACAUGAUGGCAGCUACACUAUGUGGGUCACCCAUGUACAUGGCUCCAGAGGUCAUCAUGUCCCAGAACUAUGAUGCCAAGGCCGACCUAUGGAGCAUAGGCACCGUCAUCUACCAGUGUCUGGUCGGCAAGCCACCGUUCCAGGCCAAUAGCCCACAAGACCUGAGGAUGUUCUAUGAGAAGAACAAGAAUCUCCAACCUCUCAUCCCAAGGGAGACAUCCCAACAACUGUGUGACCUUCUGCUUGGUCUGCUGCAGAGGAGUCAGAAAGACAGGAUGGACUUUGACGCGUUUUUCAGCCACCCUUUCCUGGAGCCGUCACCCACCAUUAAAAAAUCGUGUCCGGUGCCAGUCCCCAGCGCCUCCAACGCAGUGACGGACAAUUCCUGUGGCAGCUCCCCAUGCAUCCGCUACAACUCUCCUCCUUCUCUCCCAGACAUGCAGACGCUGGCAGGGGAUGGUCUAUCAUCUCCUCCACUCGCACCACCCAAUUUCCUGCAGCUGUCCAAAGAGUCUGGAGGAAGCACCAGCAGCAAGAACUCAUCUUGUGACACUGAGGACUUUGUCCUGGUGCCCCACAUCUCUUCUGACAGCUAUGACCAGCCAAUGGGAGUGGGUGGUCGGCCAUCCAGUGAGUUCCUCAUUUGUGGAGGGCAGCAACAGCCCACUCCAGGACAGGCUACCAUGGUCUCCCCGCGGGCUGAGACGACCCCCAUCCCUGUGCCCACCCAGAUCCGCAACUACCAACGCAUCAAGCAGAACCUCUCCAGCAGCCCAACAACAAUGCUGUACAGCUCCCCCAGGUCUGGAACAGUGAGGCGCUCCAACACUAGUCCUAUGGGGUUUCCAAAGGUGGGCUCCGGGUCUCCCAGCUCUGCAGACGUCCCUCAGACAGUAGGCAGACGUCUGUCCACCGGCAACCCUCGGCCCUACUCUCCCUCACCUCUGGUGGGCACCAUCCCUGAGCAGCUGGGUCACUGCUGCUGUCACCUGCAGAACCACGAACAUCGCAGCCGCAGCUCCUCAGGAGGUUCCCCUGUCCCGUCCUCUCAGCUCCUGGGGGCUCGGCUCCAGAGUGCCCCCACCCUGACCGAGGUCUACCAGUCCAGGCAGAAACUCCACAAGCAGUUAUCAGACCCAGUCCAGCCGUCCUUCUCCUGCAGUCAUUCCCCUCAGCUGGGCCGAAUCACCAACCUGGGCUCCUCUCCGACCAAGAUCCUGGGCUCCUCCCCCCGCACAUCUGACUGGCUGCAGAAAUCUCCACUGCCCACCAUUAUUGGCUCCCCGACUAAGACUAUUUCAGCACCGUUCAAGAUCCCCAAAACACAGGCGUCCUGUAACCUGAUGGCGCUGGCGGACAGCCCCGUGCCCACUAAGAUGCUGGCAGAUUCCCGGGACAUCUGCACCCACCACUGCAGCCCGUAUCUAACAGGGCGACCGGCUGCCCCGGAGGCCAGCAGGACCUUCGGCAGGUCUGUUAGUACAGGUCGUCUGUGUGAGCAGCCAAUCAGAAUCACUUUGGGUGGCCAGGCCCAUCAGGGCAGCACUGACAGCCUUAACACGGAGCGACCCAUGGACACAGCCCCUGCAGGUCCCAGCGGGCUGGUUCAGGUUGGGUCAGCAAGUCCCCGUACGGUUCUUUUCACCGUGGGUUCACCACCCAACAGCAGUACUCCUCCUACCUGCAGCCAUCUUGGCACCAUGCCACGCACCACCUCAGUGGGCUCCAACAGUUCAGCUGGCUCCCUGUGCUCCAUCAGUGGCCGGGUCUAUGUUGGAUCUCCUCCAGGCAUGGCGUUGGGCUCCUCUCCUCCAGGAGGUUUUGGGGGAGGGCAGGUUGCUGCUGGGUCUGACGGGGCACCCAGCAGCCUUCGCUAUGUUCCCUAUGGGACCUCCCCUCCCAGCUUGGAGGGAUUCAUCACAUUUGAAGCCCCUGAACUGCCUGAGGAGACCCUCAUGGAGCGGGAGCACACUGACACCUUGAUGCAUUUACGGAUGAUGCUUUCAUUCACUGACUGCGUCCUGGAGAUGGCAGCAGUGCGAGCUGGAGCAACAGAGCUCGGUGUGUCAGCUGCCUCCCUCUACCCGCCCCAGGAUAGUGUGGUGGUAGACCAGAUCAGCCAGCUCAGCAGAGAGUGGGGGCAGGUGGAGCAAUUGGUGCUCUACAUGAAGGCAGCUCAGCUCCUGGCUUCUGCUCUCCAUCUUGCCAAGGCUCAGAUUAAAUCAGCCAAACUUAAUCCUUCCACUGCUGUCAAACAGGUGGUGAAGAGUCUGAAUGAGCGAUACAAAAGCUGCAUCUCCCUCUGCCGGCAGCUGACGGACAAACUCAACCACUUCUUCUCCGAUAAGCAACGAUUCGUAGACGAAAUCAACAGCGUCACUGCAGAGAAGCUUAUCUACAAUCAUGCUGUGGAAAUGGUUCAGUCGGCAGCUCUCGAUGAGAUGUUCAAGCAGACAGAAGAUAUCGCCUAUCGCUACAGCAAGGCUGCCAUGCUGCUGGAUGGCCUGUCCAAGAUCUUACAGGACCCCACUGACGUUGAGAAGAUGGUGAAGUACAAGGCCAGCGUGGACCGCAGGAUCUCAGCCCUUUGCUACUGCACUGUCACACUCUACGAGUAGCAGCCCUUACAUUAUCACACACACACACACACACACACACACACACAAACCUCAGAGGGACCAUGUCCUAAGACUACUGACUACCAUACUCACAAGUCGCUUUCCCUCCUGUAGCAGUUCAAGCACUUUUCAUUUGAUAGGUUUCAUCUAUUUAUUAUCAUACUGUUGCAUCACUGACUGAACUAUAACAAGUGACUGGUGCACAGAUUUACAACCAAAGAUCACAACAGAUGCAGAAACAAACAGCUGAAACCGGAUCUGGACAUAAUGCAUGCACUUUCAAGUGCAUUUGGAUAUCAUUUUUUUAACUAGAAGAAAAAGAAGAUGGACAGGACUAUGAAAUGAUUGUGGGCUUCAAGAGACUCAAACGCUACCAUGGACAGCAUAAUAUUUACUAUCCUGGUAACUGUGUGAUCUCAGUGAUUAUAUACUCUGUUAAAUUAUAAUUUUUCUUAUUUAUUGGUUAAGAAGAACAUGGAUUUUUGAGUUUCCUGCCUAUCUUGAAAACCUCAAGUAUUGGAGUGGAAGGAAAUUUUUAAAAAAUAGCAAAAGGCUUACGG